AUGUAUUGCCGUCGAAGCUCAGCCUCCCUAGAUCGGAAGACGGCCUGCGUCUGCUCAGGGUGGCUUGGUUUUAGAGAGAAAUCCUUGCCGCUGCUGUCGCUGCCGAUCGACCGUUCGGAAGGCCAGUGCCCAGUCAACGAGAAAGCUGAAGGCAAGCCCUUCCCAUUUUCUGUGGGCGGCAAGAAGACGGAGGGAGAGGCUGAGUCCGCGAAAGCGUCGAUGGAACGCGGCGUUGCAGGGGAAAUAGGAGACGGAUCGGUCGGGGAAAUCCCGUCGUUUGUCGUCGACGAGGAGGAGACCACGCUUGCGCUUACAGACGCGAGUGCCUAUGCUCUCGGUAGGCUGCCUCGGUGCGGACGGAGAUUGGCGACCACGACGUUCUACAAGCGAGGCGAGGACGGGCCGAUCGCGGACGCAUGUCGUGCCGAAGCUCAUCGGCAACUUGGAGGCGGCGGAGAACAGCGCGAGAGUCGCGCAUCGACGACCCUGAGAUGUCUGCUAGCGAGGAAAUGGGAGGAAGCGCUACCGAGGCUUGGCGAGCGCGAGUCCGUUCACUCGGGUGUUGGAUAG
This is a messenger RNA of Heterobasidion irregulare TC 32-1, 570 nucleotides long. RefSeq lists its product as uncharacterized. The record is from RefSeq and is a predicted model, not a curated record. The transcript is spliced from 3 exons. The coding region runs from base 1 to 570 and encodes 189 amino acids. NCBI's taxonomy places the organism in Eukaryota, Fungi, Basidiomycota, Agaricomycetes, Russulales, Bondarzewiaceae.